Molecule: messenger RNA, 1197 nt
Organism: Cercospora beticola
Lineage: Eukaryota; Fungi; Ascomycota; Dothideomycetes; Mycosphaerellales; Mycosphaerellaceae
Product: zinc-binding alcohol dehydrogenase family protein
Molecular function (GO): oxidoreductase activity, acting on NAD(P)H
Source: RefSeq, a predicted model, not a curated record
AUGGUAGGGACAAACAAUAACCAUGCGGCAUAUCGCCAGCGGUGUUCGGUGUUGAGGAGAGCGGAAUUGGAUUUAUCAGCAGCGCAACGAUCCUUUCGCCUGGGCAUCUUGGCAACAAUAGACAACGAGGAGAACUUCGGCCUCAUUCGCCAAAGUGCCGGCCAGGCGAUAGUGCAACGAAUCCCAAUACCGGAGCUACGAGACGGCUACAUCCUGGUUCGAACAGUCGCCAUUGCUCUCAACCCCACUGAUCACACAAGUCUGGAUACUGCCGGUGCUCCGGGUACCCUCGUAGGUUGCGACUACGCUGGAGUCGUUGUGAAAGUCGGCAAAGGCGUGACAAGAUCUUUCCAGCCUGGCGAUCGAAUAGCUGGUUUCGCUCAUGGCGCGAAUGACGCCUAUCCAGAGGGAGGGGCAUUCGCUCGAUACAUUGUUGUCAAAGGUGAUUUACAACUUCACAUCUCCGAUAAUGUCGACUUUGAAGCAGCGGCCUCAACCGGCGUCGCGAUUGGGACGAGUAUGUAUGCUUUGCACAAGAGCUUGAGCUUGCCACUUCCUGGUUCGUCUUCUUUGGCCAAUGGAGAGCCUCUUCUGGUCUAUGGCGGUAGCACUUCGACAGGAUCUAUCGCGGUCCAGCUUGCAGCUCAGCUUGGCUACUCGGUCAUCACGACCUGCUCUCCAAAACACUUCGACUUGUUGCGAGAGCGUGGAGCGAAGCUCCUAUACGACUAUCGAGCUCCAUCGGUAGGCGAAAGUAUCCGUACUGCUACCAAGAACAAACUGAAGUUAGUAUUCGACACUGUCUCGAUUGAAAGCUCAGCAGCCAUCUGUGCGCAGGCGUUCGGGAGCGAAGGAGGCAUCUAUUGCAAUUUGCUGGAUACCGUGUGUUCACGGGACCACGUCAACUCCGUGUCAUUCCUAGGUUACUCCAUCACCGGCGAGAAGUAUGUCUACGAAGGAGAAAAAAUUACAGCACAGCCCGAAGACUUUACCCUUGGCAGACAGUACAUGGACAUCGCAGAGAAGUUGUGGGCGAAAGGCCAGCUCAAGAUGCAUCCUCAACGGGUCGGCAGCAAAGGGCUGUAUAGGACCUUGGAAGGCAUGCAGGAAAUGCGUGACGGCAAAGUGAGUGGUGAAAAGUUGGUUGAUCGCAUUGAAGACACACCAUGGCCGGAGGCAAACCCUUCGUCAGACUGA